Anguilla rostrata (American eel) is the source of this 1301-nucleotide messenger RNA. RefSeq names its product CXADR-like membrane protein. Bases 94 to 1131 code for a protein of 345 amino acids. The record is from RefSeq and is a predicted model, not a curated record. Gene Ontology annotation, biological process: response to bacterium. NCBI's taxonomy places the organism in Eukaryota, Metazoa, Chordata, Actinopteri, Anguilliformes, Anguillidae. The transcript is spliced from 6 exons.
UCUUAUCUGUACAGUUUGAGUUUUACAGCGCAGAGGACAAACAGGGUCUCAGCCAGAGGAGAGCCUCCAGAAGAGGAGAGUUCAGAUACAGUGAUGCCACCACUCUAUGCUGUUCUUGUGCUUUUCAGCAAAGUCUAUGGUCUGCUUGCGAAUAUAUUUCAGCCUGACGCGCUGGUGAAAGCUCAGCUUGGAGACACUGUGACUCUCCCAUGUUUCUAUACUGCACAGGAACGGCUUGAUAUCAGCUGGUUUAAGCAGCCUCUUGGACUGAAGCCUCAGCUCAUUGUAGUACACAUUUACUAUCAAUCAGAUCCUACAUUUUUUAAUGAGUUUAAAAACAGUAAACGCCUCAGUGCUAAAGCAGCAAUGGGGAGCUUUAACCUGACUGUGUCACAAAUGGAGCCAUCGGAUUCAGCAACAUACUACUGCACUGUUAGACUUUACAGUGAAAUCAGCUUUGGAAAUGGAACCACUUUAAUGGUGAUGGUGAAAGGUUCAGAGUCACACAGCAGGGCAAUAGUACUGCAGCCCAAGUCUCAGUCAGUGCAGCCAGGAGACUCUGUGACUCUGCAGUGUACAGUACGCACUGAGACCUGUGCAGGAGAACACAGUGUGUACUGGUUCAGACAGGGCUCAGGAGAGUCCCCUCCAGGAAUCAUUUACACCCAUGGAAACAGGAGUGAUGAGUGCCAGAGGAGCUCUGGGGCUGUGUCUCCCUCACAAAACUGUACCUACAACUUCCCCAAGAGGAACCUCAGCCCCUCUGAUGCUGGGACUUACUACUGUGCUGUGGCCACCUGUGGGGAGAUCCUGUUUGGGAACGGAACCAAGCUGAAUGUUGAGGGGAAUGAACGUCUUCUUCUUUAUUGCUUGGCGGGAGCUUUGACGUUGAGCGUGAUCUUAAAUAUUGUCCUCACUCUGAAGAGGAGAAAAAGCUGUGAAAAUUGCAAAGGAGCUGCAUCAAACAACCAAGUGAGCGGAGAAAACUUGAUGAGCAAACAGAGUCAAGAGGAAUCAAUGAAUUACGCUGCUUUGACUUUCACCACCAAGAAACCCAAAGUGAGGCGGAACAAGAGGGAAGUGGAGAAAGAAACGGUUUACUCAGAUAUGAGAUUUAGAGACCGCGAGUGAAGCUUUCCAUAAAAGCCAUCUUCGUCACAAGAAUAAUCAAAAUAUUCCCUCGCUAGUAUUGUUGAACAUCAUACUAUGUGGCUGUAAAUUUUAUAACACGUACAGGAUUUGCCUACAGCUGUGCUUGUUUUUGGAUUCCUCUGUUUUUCAAAUACACAAAGUAAAAAUUG